This is a messenger RNA of Parascedosporium putredinis, 1635 nucleotides long. The record is from the annotation of a GenBank genome assembly. Lineage: Eukaryota; Fungi; Ascomycota; Sordariomycetes; Microascales; Microascaceae.
AUGUCUCGGCCGGCGCAGCGCGGAUCCGCCCUCCGCGGCGCAUCCUUCCUCAUCGUCCUCCAAGUCGCCUCGCGCCUCCUCACAUUCUUCGCCAACCAGCUCCUCCUGCGCUUUCUCACCGCGCCCCUCCUUGGCCUGUCCGCCCGCCUCGAAGCCUACUACCUCACCGUCCUCUUCUUCGCCAGGGAGAGCCUACGCGGGGAGCAGGGCCAAGCCGUCGUGAACCUGGGCUACCUAGCCGUCGUUCUCGGUGUCGUCGUCACCGCCGCUCUUGGCUCCUUUAUGCAAAUGUCCGCCGGCGCCGGCGCCGGCGCCGAGCGCUUCGACGACGCCCUGCGCCUGUACGCCCUCGCCGCCAUCUUGGAGCUCCUCUCCGAGCCUUGCUUCGUCCUCAUGCAGGUCCGCCUCCGCUUCGGCACUCGCGCCGCCGCCGAGUCCGCCGGCGCUCUCCUACGCUGCGCCGCCACCCUGGGCUCCGCCGUCUGGGCGAGCCGCGCUGGCCUGGAUUUCGGCGUUCUCCCCUUUGCCUUUGGCCAGCUUGCUUACGGCGCCACCCUACUCGUCAUCUACCUAGCAGCCGGAUACGGAGUCGCCUCCCGCGACGGCUUCUCCAUCCUUCCGCGCAAGAUCGCGCCAGCAGCCGCCCCCAAGGCGAACGCAGACAACCUCCAGCAUGAUGGCGCAGAGCGUCGUAAAACACUUCCUCACCCAGGGCGACACCUUUCUCGUCUCCGUCCUCUCCACCCCCACGCCCAGGGCAUCUACGCCCUCGUCAACAACUACGGCGGCCUCCUUGCUCGGCUCCUGUUCCAGCCCAUCGAGGAGAGCAGCCGGUCCUACUUUAGCCGCCUCCUCGCCGCCCCCGAGCCCGCACAAGCAUCAGACAAGCCCCAAGCCGACGGCCGCCCCGCCUCCGCCCCAACCACGCACGGCUCCUCUUCCGCGACCGCGUCGGGCAAGGCCUCCGCCGACCUCCACCGCCUGCUCAAGCUCUACGUCUUGGGCUCCGCCGCCGUCGUCACGUUUGGACCUCUGGCGGCCCGGCAUCUCUUGACCCUCGUCGCCGGACCGUCCUGGUCUGCCAGCGCCUCGCCCGCUCUCGCCGCCUACUGCUACUACAUCCCCCUACUAGCCAUCAACGGCGUCUCCGAGGCCUUUGUCGCCUCCGUCGCCACCGAAGCCCAGGUCCACGUUCAGAGUCUUUUCAUGGCUGGGUUCUCCGUCAUCUUUGGUCUUUCCGCCUUUGUUGCCCUGCGCGUCCUCGACAUGGAUCCUGCGGUCGGUCUAGUUUGCGCCAACGCAGCUAACAUGGUCUGCCGCAUCGUCUGGUGCGCCUUCUUUGUCAAGAGCUACUUCCGCCAAAGGGCCGUUAGUUUCGACCUCUUCAGCCUAGCACCUAGCGGCCUCAGUGUGGGCCUAUGCGCCGCGGCGCCCUACCUUGUCACGAAGGCAUUGCAACUAUCCGAGCAUAUCGUGCGCGGAGGCGCAUUCAUGUCACUCAUCGCUAUCGGUGCCGUGGCGGUUCCAUUUGUGGCUUUAUUGUAUGGCUCCUUUCCCUCCCUCAUCCCCUGUUCUCUCUUUCAGCGCCCAACACUUGCCACUGUAACGGGCCCAGCCAAGGCGCCAAAGAUGUAA